This is a messenger RNA of Penaeus monodon (black tiger shrimp), 2904 nucleotides long. RefSeq names its product collagen alpha-1(I) chain-like. The coding region runs from base 1 to 2904 and encodes 967 amino acids. NCBI's taxonomy places the organism in Eukaryota, Metazoa, Arthropoda, Malacostraca, Decapoda, Penaeidae. The transcript is spliced from 3 exons. The record is from RefSeq and is a predicted model, not a curated record.
AUGUGGGGCGGGCCCACGGCGCCGGCAGAACCCGCGAGCCAAUCCUCAGAUGCCAUUCCUGAAGGCCAGAGCUACUCCACUCCGCAGAAGUAUGCACACACACGCUGGGAGCUGGAACGCUACCCGGGAAUAGCCAGAACUUCGCAAUCUCAAUGCUAUGCUAUGCUGGUGCGUUAUUUCGGCGCCGAGGAGCCGCGCGAGGCCACGAGAGCGAAGGGCCGCGAGAGGCCCAGGGGCCAGCGAGAGGCCAGCAAGGGGCCAGCGAGGGCCAGCGGAAAGGCCCCGAGGGGCCCGCGAGGGGGCCGCGAAGGGGCCCGCGGGGGCCCCGAGGGGGCCGCGGAGGCCAGCAAGGGGGGAGCAGGGGGGACGAGAGGCCACAGGGACCCGAGGGGCCGCGAGGGGCCCCCGAGAGGCCGCAGAGGGCCGCGAGGGACCCGCGAGAGGCCCGAGAGGCCGCGAGGCCACGAGGGGCCCGAAGGCCACGAGGACCCGAAAGGGCCCCAGAAGCCCCGAGGGGCCACGAAGGCAGCGGGGCCAGCGAAAACCACGGAGGGCCCCGGGGCCGCGAGGGCCAGCGGAGGCCAGCGAGGGGCCAGGGGAGGGCCGCGAGGGGGCCGAGGGACCCGCGAGAGGCCAGGGGGGCCACGAGAGGCCCAGGGGGCCCGCGGAGGCCAGCAGAGGGCCGCGAGGGCCAGCAGAGGCCAGCGGGGGCCGCGAGAGGCCCCAAGGGGGCCCGCGAGGGGGGCCCGCGGAGGCCGCGAGAGGAAAACGAGGGGGCCCGCGAGGGCCAGCGAGGGGGCCCCGAGGAGCCCGAGGGGCCCCCGAGGAGCCAGCAAAGGGGGCCGCGAAGGGCCGCGAGAGGGCCGCGAGGGGGAGCGAGAGGCAGCGAGGACCAGCGAGGGGGCCGCAGAUGCCAGCGAGGGGGCCCCGAGAGCCACGAGGGGCCACGAGAGGCCCCGGGGGCCAGCGGAGGGCCCGCGGGCCACGGGGCCAGCAGGGGCCCCGAGAGGCCCCGCGGGAGCCACGGGGGCCAGCGAGAGGCCAGCGAGGGGCCAGCGGGCCAGCGAGGAGCCCGAGGGGCCCGCGAGAGGGAAAACGGGGGCCCGCGGAGGCCCGCGAAGGCCAGCGAGGGCCAGGAGAGGCCCCCGGGGGCCCGAGGGCCCCGAGAGGGAGCGAGGACCCGCGAGGGGCCCCGAAGCCCCCGCGAGGGCCCGCGGGGCCAGCGAAGGGCCGCGGACCGCGGGAGCCAGCGAGGGGCCGCGAGAGGCACGGGGGGCCAGCGAGAGGGCCCGCGAGGGACCCGCGGGGGCCAGCGAGGGCCAGCGAGGAGCCCGCGGAAAGGGCCCGCGGAGGCCCCGGGGGGCCCGCGAAGGGGCCCGCAGGGCCAGCGAGGGGCAGCGAGAGGCCCGCGGAGGAAAGGGGGGGCCAGCGAGAGGGCCCGGGGGCCGCGGAGGGCCCGCGGGGCCGCGGAGGCCGCGAGGGCCCCGAGGGGGGGGCCCCAGAGGGCACGAGAGGAAACGAGGGGCCACGAGAGGCCCGCGAGGGGGGCCACGGAGGAAAGCGAGAGCCAGCAAAGGAAAGGGGGGCCCGCGAGGGGCCCGCGGGAUCGCAAGGGACCACGAGGAGCCCGCGAAGGCCCAGGAGCCCGAGAGGGCCAGCGAGAGGCCAGCGAAAGCCGCGAGGGGCCACGGGCCAGCAGAGGCCAGCGAAGCCCCAGAAGCCAGCGGGGGCAGCGGGGCCAGCGAGGGCCAGGAAGGGCCCCAGGGGCCAGCAGAGGCCAGGGAGGCCAGCGAGGGGCCCCGGAGGCCCGCGAGGGGCCCGAGAGGGCCCGCGAGGGGGCCCCGAGGAGCCGCGAGGGGGCCCGCAGAGGGCCCCGAGGGGGCCGCGAGAGCCCGCGAGAGGAAAGCGAGGGCACGAAGGGCCCGCGAAGCCGCGAGGGGGCCCGCGGAGGAAGCGAGGGGGCCCCGGAGGGCCCGAGGAGCCAGCGAGGGGCCACGAGAGGGCCCGCGAGGGGCCGCGAGGGGCCAGAGAGGCCCCAAGGACCAGCGAGGACCCGGGGCCCCGCGAGAGGCACGGGGGCCCGCGAGAGGCCAGCGAGGGACCCCGGGACCAGCGAGGACCGCGAGAGGCCACGAGAAACCCGCAAGGACCCCGGACCAGCGAGGGGCCAGCGAGAGGGCCCGCGAGAGCCAGCGAGAGCCAGCAGAGGCCAGCGAGGGGCCCGCGAGAGGGCCCCGAGGACCCGCGAGAGGGCCCCGGAGGCCAGCGAGGGCCACGAGAGGGCCCCGGGGCCACGAGGGGCCCGAGAGGCCCGCGAGAGGAAAACGGGGGCCCGCGAAGCCCAGGGGCCGCGAGGCCCCAGGGGGCCCCGAGAGGCCCGAGGGGGAGCGAGGGCCACGAGAUCAGCAGAGGAAAACGAGGCCGCGAGAGGGCCCCGAGGGGCCCGAGAGGAAAACGAAGGCCCCAGAGGAAAGCGAGGGCCGCGGGAGCCACGAAGGACCAGCAAGGAGCCAGCGAGGGACCCGCGAGGGGCCGCGAGAGGCCAGCGAGGAGCCCGGAGGCCAGCGAAGGCCAGCGAAAGCCGCGAGGGGACCGCGAGGACCAGCGAGACCCGCGAGAGGCCACGAGAAACCACGAAGGGGAGCGGGGCCCGGGCCCCGGAGCCACAGGGCCAGCAGAGGCCAGCGAGAGGGCCCGCGAGGGGGCCCGGAGAGGCCGCGAGGGUCCAGCAGAGGCCCGCGAGGGGGCCCGCAGGAGCAGCGAGGGCCCGCGAGAGGGCCGCGAGGGCCAGCGAGAGGCCCGCGAAGGAAAACGGGGGCCAGCGAGAGGCCCCGGGGGCCGCGGAGGGCCCCGAAGGCCCGCGGGGAAAAAGGGGAGGCCACGGAGGAAAACGAGGGGCCCUGA